AUGGCAGCUCAACCCCUUCAAACUCAUAUCCACUCAUCCUCUGAGAAGGGUCUUUCAAGUGUAACGACCCUAAUCGUAGGGGCCAAAUCCGCCAUCCUAAUUGACCCUCCGUUUCUCAUCCCCGACGCCAACUCAGUGGUAUCCUGGAUUGAGGACACAACCGACCUCCCUCUCAAUGCCGUCUUCGUAACUCAUCACCAUCCAGACCACUAUUUCUCAGCCAACCCCAUCCUCGCCGCCCACCCCAACGCAAAAUUCUACGCCGCACCCUACGUCCGCGCAGGAAUUGAUCGGGAGUAUGACGAGAAAGUGAAGUUCUGGCCUACCGUCUUCGGCAAAGAAAACGUGCCCGAGAAUCCACGAAAGCCGGACCCGUAUCCCUACAGUUUCAUCCUGCUAGAUGGGAACGAGAGUAGUCCUAUCAUGUUGUUGGGACCUGUGCAGGGAGACUCUGUGGAUCAUACGUUGUUUUGGUUGCCGAGUGAGAGAACGAUUGUCGUGGGUGAUGCAUUGUAUGGGAGGAGUACGCAUGUUUGGGCCGAAGAAAUCGAAACUCCUCAGAUCCUCCACGCAUGGCAAAAUACCCUCAACCUCGUCGAAAAUCUGUCCCCUUCCAAAAUCAUAGUUGGCCAUCUUGAAGCCGGAUGGGAGCUUAACGCCGCCGCGGACCUGGCUCAUAACAAAAAAUAUCUCUCUCUUUUCCAAGAGAAGAUCCAGAACGCGAACAUGAAACCACAGGUGAAAGAGAUCUAUGAUACGUUUAAGGAAGCAUUUCCCCAGGCAGAUAAAAAUCUCGACUUCUUUCUAGGACAUCUGAGUAAUCAGUUUGGUGAGGGAGGGAAGGUAUGGGAGGAGAAUAAACAUCAUGACAUAGGGAGUAGGACGAAGGAGGGAUUGGAGGGGUUUGUACUUUGA
Molecule: messenger RNA, 915 nt
Organism: Cadophora gregata
Lineage: Eukaryota; Fungi; Ascomycota; Leotiomycetes; Helotiales; Ploettnerulaceae
Exons: 4
Coding region: 1-915 (304 amino acids)
Biological process (GO): secondary metabolite biosynthetic process
Source: RefSeq, a predicted model, not a curated record